This is a messenger RNA of Pestalotiopsis fici W106-1, 723 nucleotides long. RefSeq lists its product as uncharacterized. The record is from RefSeq and is a predicted model, not a curated record. NCBI's taxonomy places the organism in Eukaryota, Fungi, Ascomycota, Sordariomycetes, Amphisphaeriales, Sporocadaceae. Bases 1 to 723 code for a protein of 240 amino acids. The transcript has 2 exons.
AUGAAGGCUGCUACUGCUAUUGCCCUGCUGCCCUCUGCGGCCCUGGGUCUCAACCUCUUCCGAUCUGCACCCGCCGUGCUGCCCACCAAGACUCUCGGCCGCCGCGAGGACAGCUGGGGCGGCGCCGUCUCCCUGGGCCCGACCAAGUCGCGCAUCACCAAGGCCGUGACCACCAUUACGCCCGGCGAGGCCCCUUCGUCCCAGACCGGCGAGCUCUUCCUGUGGCCCGGCAUGUCCAACGGCACCGGCGAUCUCGUCCAGACCACGCUCGAGUCGUGGCCCGACAACAGCUGGUGCGGUGCCUCGACUGGCGAGUGGUGCAUCCGCUGCUCCCUCUUUGGCUCCUUUGGCCAGCUCGAUGGCGAUUCGGCCCCCGUCUCGGGCGACAUGAGCGUCGAGAUCGUCUACGAGCUACAGAGCGACGGCACCACCUGGCUCCAGACCGCGACCGACGUUGCCACUGGCACUCAACUCAGCAGCUUCUCCUACGACAGCGGCCCGUACAUGACUGGAUACGGUACUGGUACCGAGUGCGACGGUGGCUGCACUGGCACGGUCGCUGCCCAGACCUACAAGAACACCGUCAUUACGCUCUACGAGGCCGACUCCAGCUUUGGUGACACCAUUGCUACCAGCCAGGGCGCCACUUACUCUGGUCUCACCAGCAGCGAGAGCGGCAAGGUCUGGACCAUUGCUGAGAUUGACAUUCCUUCCAUGUCCUAA